Trypanosoma rangeli is the source of this 2289-nucleotide messenger RNA. Its product is annotated as putative ubiquitin activating E1 enzyme. Lineage: Eukaryota; Euglenozoa; Kinetoplastea; Trypanosomatida; Trypanosomatidae. Gene Ontology annotation, cellular component: phagophore assembly site; cytoplasm. Gene Ontology annotation, molecular function: Atg12 activating enzyme activity; Atg8 activating enzyme activity. The record is from RefSeq and is a predicted model, not a curated record. The transcript has a single exon. The coding region runs from base 1 to 2289 and encodes 762 amino acids. Gene Ontology annotation, biological process: C-terminal protein lipidation; autophagosome assembly; protein modification by small protein conjugation.
AUGAUGUCGACGGCCGACGCACCAGCGGGGAGCCGACUCAAAUUUAAGGAAUAUUCUCCGCACUUCGAAGUUAGUUUUUGGUACGAGCUUGAGCGUCGGAAGCUUCACGAGUGGCGUUUACAGGAGCCUGUGGUGCCCUUGACGCUAUUUUGCACUGUAAAUACUGCGUUCUCUAACACUCCCGCUAACAUAGUGUCAGUGAGGCGUGAGAGUCUAGACAACGACGCUGCCGCCAUUACAGCAGGAAUGCCGCAGGGACCGCCUACUUCUAUUGAUACUGCUUCCACUGCAACUGCACCUCUGUCAAUUCCCAUGUUUGUAAGCGGGGAGUUGCAAAACUUUAAUACUUUUGAGCAGCUUUGCCAUUUACCACGACGAGAAGUACUUUGGCGUGUCCUCAAGGACCGGCUGCUCAUCCCACUUCUUUACGGUUACAGAAGCGAAAACAUUAAGGAGGACGAAGAUCAUGAGGCGGCUGAAACCCCAAUCGAUAAGGUCUGGGAGGGUAUGAAUUUUGCCCUUGCUGCGAUGUUCACUUACGCAGACCUGAAAAGCCAUCGGUUUCAUUAUAUGAUGGCCUUUCCUGUUUUGGAUCUUGGAUCGCCUGUUUAUGUCAAACAUCGCGUAAAGGGUGGCUAUGCAGCACUUGCAAUCGAUCACGGUAACUUGUAUUUCCCUAGUCGCACAGAUGUCGACCGAAUACAUGCACAUUUGCUGGACCGACUACAGCGUCAUCCGGAGCGCGGACCAAAUCCCUUUAUCGCCUCCUUUAAGGAGUCAUGCAAUGAUAGGAGUGACACGGUUACCUUUUACUCUUUUGUACCUGCGGCUAUCAAUCAGCUGAAGGAAUCAUCAUUUCUCAUCGUUAUGGCAGACGUUUCCACCAUGGCGGAGUUUCCCGGAUGGCCUGCACGCAACGUGAUUGGCGCGCUUCGUCUCGCUCAUCCGUCAAUAACGGCGUUUUCAUUGUACUGUAUCCGCCACAAUGAUGUAGAAGAGAGUGUUGUAUUUGAGUGUACUUGUGACCCACUGGACUUUACAUUGAAGGACGCAGUGAGAGACGCAAAUAAGGGAGCCGAAAUUGCCUCUGGAAGAGCCGUUGGAUGGACUGAGCGGAAAAGUGCGACGUCCCCUGUGAGCUUGAUUGAUCUUGGGGCCGUGAUGGAUCCAGAGCGUUUAGCAGAGUCAAGUGCCCGACUAAAUCUCAAUUUGAUGAAGUGGCGCAUGCUACCUAAUCUCCGGCUUGAUGGGUUAGCCGCCUGUAAAGCUCUGAUUCUUGGGAGUGGCACACUGGGCUGCAAUGUGGCACGUCAACUCUUGAUGUGGGGUGUCACGAAAAUAACCCUCGUGGAUCGUGGCAACGUCUCCUUCUCAAAUCCUGUGCGACAGACGCUUUUUGAGAUGUCAGACGUCAUUAACCCUCAACAGGAGGAACGCAAUAAAGCCGUUGCGGCGGCCAAAGCGCUCAAGCGUAUCCUUCCCACAGUGCAUGCAUGUGGCGUGCCGUUGACAAUUCAUAUGCCGGGGCAUCGCAUCGACAAGCAACGUGAGACGGAGGCAAUUGCCGAGAUUGGACGACUAGAUGCACUUAUUCGAGCACACGAUGUUGUCUUCCUUCUAACAGAUAGUCGAGAGGCUCGAUGGUUACCAACGGUGAUGGCCACGGCACACAAUAAGCCUCUCGUUAACACAGCUUUAGGGUUUGAUACGUAUGUUGUCAUGCGUCACGGUGUCGAGCCAAAAGAAGGCAGUGUCGCGUCUCGGUUAGGGUGUUACUUCUGUAGUGAUGUGGUUGCUCCACGCGACAGCAUGACUGCGCGUUCACUUGACCAACAGUGCACUGUCACGCGCCCGGGGGUGUCUGCAAUUGCCUCAGCGACGGCAGUAGAGUUGCUGGCGCAGUUGUACAACCACCCCCUAGGAUUUGCAUGCCCUCCGUACACGGAAACAAAAAUGCAACAAGGACAGCCGCAGCAGGAUGAAGGUGCUCCAGACACAACCUUCACCAAUGUCAAUGGAGCAGUGUGUGCACUCGGCACAAUUCCACAUCAGAUUCGCGGGAGUGUUUUAACACACUAUAUGUAUACACUUUAUGGGUAUCGCUAUGACUUGUGUACAGCCUGUUCCGACGCAGUGGUGGGGGCGUACCGAAGAGAAGGGGCAUCCUUUGUCUUACGCUGCGUGAACGAUCCGCUGUACAUUGAGGAGGUUUGUGGAGUGAAAGCCUUUAAGGAGGACUUUAAGCUGGAUGAUGUUGGUGAGUGGGAGGUCGAGUCGAACAGCGACUGA